AUGAAGCUGAGACAAAAUUGGGCACUGCAGGAGCUAGUGGAAGCGUUUCUCAAGGCCCGACCGGCUAUCUUGAAGUUUGCGGAAAGCCCAAGAGAGCCAGACGGUGAAGCGCGUGAGAGAUAUCGAAAGAGAAAGAUUGAAGACACAGACGCAGAGGACGAGGAGUAUUCAGAAGAGCCCCAACCUCGACGACUCUUUACACGAUCACGCCGCGGGCACAGGUCAACUCCACAAUCUGAUGCCGAUGAAUUCUCUGUACAGCAAGCGCUAAACGAUGAACCCAACGAUGGCCUGGCGGCUUGUCCGAUUUGUGAUAAGCGAAUGAAAGAGGAACAGGUCUACUCUCAUCUGGACGUGCAUAAUGGCGGUAGUCGCAACUCAACCAAGGCGCAACCAACUUCAAGGAACUCGCCUUAUUUUGCGCAGAAACCGGAUUCCAGGCCACCGAAGGCUGUGGAACGUUUGCCUCAAAUUAACUAUUCAUUGUUGAAAGACGGGGCAUUGCGUAAGAAAAUGGAGGAACUAGGUAUUCCAAGCAACGGACCAAGGCAACUCGUGAUUCGGAGACAUACCGAAUGGGUAAAUCUUGUGAACGCAAAUUGUGAUUCUAAGUUUCCAGAAACAAAGCGUAAUUUAUUGCGAGACUUGGACAAUUGGGAUAAAAUCCACGGUCGUCAACUUGCGAACGGUACUGCGACGAGCAGCGCUUCUGUAAUGAGCAAGGACUUUGACGGCAACGCAUGGGCAUCUAAUCAUCAAAGUAAUUUCAAGAACUUGAUAGCACAGGCCCGGACAAAACGGCAACCUGUGCGUCAAGAAACGAGCACAGACACUCAUAGAUCUGCAGCUCAACGGCCCGAGAACAAUGAAGAUGUCACAAUGCUUGAAGGGAGCAAUGCCAUGGAUAUUCAUGAAAGAGUCUACGCAGAUGGCCUUUCACUGCCUAAACGCGUCGGGUCUCCAUCAUCUUCCUCUCAAAGACCAAAAGUCGACCAAGGAUGA
Messenger RNA from Bacidia gigantensis, 1002 nucleotides. RefSeq lists its product as uncharacterized. Gene Ontology annotation, molecular function: ubiquitin protein ligase activity; single-stranded DNA binding. Bases 1 to 1002 code for a protein of 333 amino acids. Lineage: Eukaryota; Fungi; Ascomycota; Lecanoromycetes; Lecanorales; Ramalinaceae. Gene Ontology annotation, biological process: DNA damage tolerance; protein monoubiquitination. The record is from RefSeq and is a predicted model, not a curated record. The transcript has 3 exons. Gene Ontology annotation, cellular component: nucleus; Rad6-Rad18 complex.